AUUAAAUAUUAUUUUUAAUUGAAUCCUAAUUUGAGAUCAAUUUAUAUUAAUUUGAUAUAUUCUUUUUUAUACUUGACGCGCGUUCUUUUUAACGUCGUCUAGGUGCGGGAACAUCGCGUUCCCGCUGUGGUGAUUUACCACGUGUUUCGGCGACCUUGAACUCUCUUUGCUCACUUGAACGAAGGUGAAUGCCCUAAGCACCUGCACUCUUCGGUUUGUAAACGUGCGUCCCUAUGGAUAAAAGUCUGAUCCGCGUGCGCGUUUCUAGAGUUUAAAGUGAGAGUUUCAUUACUACUCGAGAGAUUCACUUGCAGGAGAUUGAUACGUAAAAAAUCGGAAAGAUGACGGGAGACUGGAGGACCAUUUUCGUAACCGGGGGCGCCGGUUACAUCGGCAGUCACUGCAUCGUCGAGCUCCUGGAGUGCGGCUACGACGUGGUGGCUAUAGACAACUUCGCAAAUAGCGUGACGGAAACCGACGGCGAGUCCGCGGCGCUCAAAAGGGUCGAGCAAAUAACAGGGAAGAAAGUCACGUUUUACAACUGCGAUCUGCUCGACAGAGAGAAGCUCGAGACCGUCUUUAACCAGCAUAAAAUAGAUUGCGUGAUACAUUUCGCGGCUAUCAAAGCAGUCGGCGAGUCGAUGCAAGUUCCGCUGCAUUACUAUCGCAACAAUAUAAUAGGAGCUAUCAAUCUGCUCGAGGUGAUGAAAGUGGCCGGCUGCUUUCAGCUUGUAUUCAGUAGCUCGUGUACGGUUUACGGCGAGCCGACAGAACUGCCCAUUACGGAAAAACACGAAACCGGUAAUAUCACCAAUGUGUACGGCCGAACGAAGUACUUUAUCGAGGAGAUGCUCAAGGACAUAUCCAGAGCUGAAAAGAGUUGGAACAUCGUGUCCUUACGAUACUUCAAUCCGGUGGGUGCUCACCGAUCGGGACUGAUCGGGGAGGAUCCGACGAAGCCGUUCACAAAUCUGAUGCCGUAUAUCGCUCAAGUCGCUUUAAGGCACAAGCCGGAGCUGAUCAUAUUCGGCGGUGAUUACCCUACGGAGGAUGGAACCGGCGUCCGCGAUUACAUUCACGUUAUGGACUUGGCAGCCGGCCACGUGGCGGCAUUAAAUGCUCUGCACAAACAGCACCUCAGGCUAAAAAUUUACAACUUAGGCACCGGCAACGGCGUGACUGUGUUGGAAUUGAUAAAAACAUUCGAGAAGAUCACCGGCACCACUGUGCCGUACGUUAUAAAGGAGAGACGAGAGGGCGACAUUGUGUCCAUGUACGCUAAUACGGAUCUGGCGAAAAAGGAGCUGGGCUGGACAGCGAAGUAUAACGUCGAGCAAAUGUGUCAGGACUUCUGGAGGUGGCAAAAGAUGAAUCCUUACGGUUACCGAGUUUCAUUAAAGAACGGAACUACCGAACAUUUGAACAGUACAUCGUAACGACAAAUUGUAUCGAGGAAAUUGCAUGCAAAUAAUUUAUAAUAAAGGAUCGAUACGCGUGGUCUUACAA
Messenger RNA from Wasmannia auropunctata (little fire ant), 1506 nucleotides. Its product is annotated as UDP-glucose 4-epimerase-like. The coding region runs from base 342 to 1436 and encodes 364 amino acids. Gene Ontology annotation, cellular component: cytosol. NCBI's taxonomy places the organism in Eukaryota, Metazoa, Arthropoda, Insecta, Hymenoptera, Formicidae. The transcript is spliced from 7 exons. The record is from RefSeq and is a predicted model, not a curated record. Gene Ontology annotation, molecular function: UDP-glucose 4-epimerase activity. Gene Ontology annotation, biological process: beta-D-galactose catabolic process via UDP-galactose, Leloir pathway.